GUAAUAAAAACUAUGGCAUACAAAUCAUGACAAAAUCCGUUUAAACAGAAAGCCCAGGGUUUAGCCAUAAACAGGUUGCCCGGCAUUCUUACAAUAUAAAGGAGCCAAUAGGCUGGCCGCUAGUUAUAUCAUAUAGACUGUUACAGAGCCAGGGACCAGUGCUGUGCUGGGAAGGCUAAACAUGGUCCCUCUACUGCAAGCUCUUCUUCUGCUCACCCCGGGUCUCCUUGGGAUCACUCCUGGCGCUACAGACUGUGGAAAACCUCUGGUGUCCAGCCGCAUUAUGGGGGGGCAGAGUGCACAGGAAGGGCAAUGGCCCUGGCAAGUCAGCUUUAGGAACAAUGGACGGCACUUCUGUGGUGGGACUCUUAUUUCCAACCAGUGGGUCAUCUCAGCAGCUCACUGCUUCCCCAGUUCCAGCUCGGCAAGCUCCAUCACUGCGGUUCUUGGGGCCUACAUGAUAGACCAGCCAGAUGGCAAUCAGGAGGCCAUUGCAGUACAAAGUGCAACUAAUAAUCCUUCUUACAUUAACGAGGGGGACAGUGGGGACAUCAGCCUUGUACAGCUUGCAAGUCCGGUGACCUUCACCGACUACAUCCUCCCAGUUUGUCUGCCGGCAGAUACGGUGACGUUUCCUACGGGGCUGCAGUGCUGGGUAACCGGCUGGGGAAAUAUCGCCUCUGACACCAACCUGCCAAGCCCGAAGACUCUGCAGGAAGUAGCCGUGCCUCUGAUUGAUGCAAACAAGUGCAACACAUUAUAUCAAACCCCAAAUUCUGAUGGUACGAGUUCAAUAAGUGUUCACAGUGACAUGAUCUGUGCGGGGUUCAUCAAUGGCGGCAAAGACUCAUGCCAGGGUGACUCUGGGGGACCCUUGGUUUGUUCUACAAGUGGCCAAUGGUUCUUGGCCGGAGUGGUGAGUUUUGGUGACGGCUGUGGACAGGCAUACCGCCCAGGGGUAUAUACCCUCAUGCCUUCAUAUACUGACUGGAUAGUGUCAUAUGCAUCUGAUGCCUCUUCCAAUAUGAAGUCCGCAACAUUCUCAGGCCCUAUCAUUUCUCUUAAUAACACUCCUCCACCUAUCAUUUCUCCAAAUACGACUCCUCCUCCCGAUAACACAGCUCCACCCAUAAGUUUAUCCAUUCUUCAUAUCAUUUGGGUAGCUGUUCUGCUGCAUUGUCUAUGAGGUCCUAGCAGAGAGGUAACUUAGAAAAAAAAAACAUUGCAUUAACAAUAGGGUUGCCACCUUUCUGGUUCUGACCCAGACAGCCUGGUUUUUCAAGGGGCUACCCGGGUCAAAACCUUCUGCCCAUUUUUCUACCCUCGCAAUUGAGUCCAAUGGACACAAAAACCUUCACCCUGACGCCAUCACGCAAUGCCGUUAAAGAUGAAAGAGAAUGUGAAAAUGACUACACAUUUUUUAGUUCACAUCUAUUAAACAUAAUGAAAAUAAAUAAAUAUGAAAUUUAAAAAAUUA
This is a messenger RNA of Xenopus tropicalis (tropical clawed frog), 1477 nucleotides long. Its product is annotated as serine protease 27. The transcript is spliced from 6 exons. Gene Ontology annotation, biological process: proteolysis. Gene Ontology annotation, molecular function: peptidase activity; hydrolase activity; serine-type endopeptidase activity. NCBI's taxonomy places the organism in Eukaryota, Metazoa, Chordata, Amphibia, Anura, Pipidae. The coding region runs from base 182 to 1186 and encodes 334 amino acids. The record is from RefSeq and is a predicted model, not a curated record.